AUGAAAACCGAUCCUAGUAGUUUAUCGAAUCUUACUGAAAUAACAACAACUCAUUUGCAUUUGAAUUGGGAUAUUUCUUUUGAUAAAAAGAUUAUUCAAGGAUAUGUGGUUUUGGAUUUGAAAACGUUAGUUGAUAAUGUCAGCAAAGUGGUAUUAGACACAAGCUACCUUGAUAUUCAUAAUGUGGAAUACAAUAACAGCUUAAUUCAGUUUAGUCUUGCUGAAAGACGAAAAGCUUUGGGUUCAGCAUUAACAAUCAACUUGCCUGAUGUUCUUCGCGCCAACACAGCCUUUCAACUCAAAAUCAUGUAUGCAACAACAGAAAAAUGUACUGCUGUUCAAUACUUGACUCCUGAACAAACUCUUGGAAAGAACCAUCCUUAUCUCUUCUCUCAAUGUCAAGCCAUUCAUGCUCGUGCGUUUAUUCCUUGUCAAGAUUCUCCUUCUAUCAAGUUGACUUAUUCAGCUAAUGUUACUUCUCCUUUACGAGUAAUUAUGUCAGCUUUGGAACGUGGUGUUUCUCACGGUGAUCGUCCUGGGGUCUCAACUUAUUCUUUCCAUCAACCUACCACUAUGCCUACUUACUUGAUUGCUAUUGCCUCUGGAAAUUUGGAAAGUCGUGAAAUUAGUCACCGGUCCAAAGUAUGGUGUGAACCUGAAAUGAUUGAAGCUGCUGCAAAGGAAUUCGAGGAUACAGAAAAGUUCCUUGCCGCUGGUGAACAAUUAUUGACUCCUUAUGACUGGUCUCGUUAUGAUCUAUUGAUUCUCCCUCCUUCUUUCCCUUAUGGUGGUAUGGAAAACCCGUGCUUGACUUUUGUUACCCCUACAUUGGUUGCAGGCGACAAAUCUGGGGUUCAUACAGUGAUUCAUGAAAUUUCUCAUAGUUGGAUGGGCAAUCUAGUGACUACAAAAGAUUGGACACAUUUUUGGCUGAAUGAAGGACAUACCAAAUUCAUUGAACGAAAGAUUGUGGGUCGACUUUAUGGCGAACAAGAAGCUCAAUUGAGCUGUAUUAUAGGAUGGAAAGCUUUGAAAGAAAGUGUAGAACUCUUUGGAAAGGAUUCAUUGGCUACUGUAUUGCAACCAGAUCUCAGCAAUGGUGUUGAUCCUGAUGAUUAUUUCUCCAGUAUUCCGUAUGAAAAGGGGUUUAAUAUGCUUUACCAUGUGGAAACAGUUGUUGGUGGACCCAAGAUUUUUGAACCCUUUGUCAAAUCAUAUGUACAACAUUUUGCAUCAAAGUCGAUUACUACGGAUGACUGGAAGAAUUACUUGUAUGAAUAUAUGAGAAGGGUACAUGGACAAGAAAUGGUGAACAAACUGGACUCUAUUGAUUUUGAUGCUUGGAUUCAUUCACCUGGCAUGCCACCUAUUCAACAUCCGGAAACUCUGUUUGAUACAACUCUUGCCGAUGCUUGUUAUUCACUUGCCAGCCGUUGGAAUGCGUCCCGCGACAAAACCGAUUUCUCUGAUUUCUCUUCUAAGGAUAUUGAAAGUUUCACUACUGCUCAAAAAUCUGUGUUUUUGGAACGGUUAUCUGAUCAACCUAGUUUUCCUGAUCACUUAUUGAAGGCAAUGGAUGGAUUCUACCAUUUGACAGAUGUACGUAAUUCUGAAAUUCGAUUCCGAUGGCAACUGGUAUGUUUGAAGGGCAACUAUAAACCUAUAUAUCGUCAUGUUGUGUCCUUUGUGACUGAACAGGGCCGCAUGAAAUACGUACGACCUCUUUAUCGACAACUUUCUCUUGCAACCGAUGGUGGUGCUGAAUUGGCAAGAUCAACAUUUUUAGAAAACAAGGAUUUUUAUCAUCCCAUUGCUUCUCAAUUAAUUGCUAAGGACCUAGGAUUAUACUGAAUAUAUAUAUACGUUGGGUAGAUUAGUUUGAUUUAGUUUAGUUAUUUGAAAAGUAGACAAAUAAAAGGAAGAUGUUUUAUUUAUUAUGACUUUAUUAAAUAUGAAGUGCAAACAAAAAGUGUAUAGAAGCAUGGAUAGAUUGAAUUAAAAAAGAAAAAAAGAGUAUAUUAAAGACGAUAAAUAAAAUUAGGAUCUUCUUUAUCAGUCAAAUCAAGCGUGAUAUCACGAUCAUCUUCUUUAAAUCCAGGCUGUGCGCGUUUACGUUGAUUAGCUGCCUUCAUCUCCAAUCGUGCUACAAACAAUAAAAUACAGGCAAGUAGAUUACAGGCAAGAUAACCACCUAGAGGAGCAAGAUAACGAGGUGCACUGUUAUCAUUCAUGAAAAAUGGACCACUAUUACAAAAAA
Molecule: messenger RNA, 2257 nt
Organism: Halteromyces radiatus
Lineage: Eukaryota; Fungi; Mucoromycota; Mucoromycetes; Mucorales; Cunninghamellaceae
Product: peptidase family M1-domain-containing protein
Exons: 9
Coding region: 1-1851 (616 amino acids)
Biological process (GO): proteolysis
Cellular component (GO): cytosol
Molecular function (GO): metallopeptidase activity; epoxide hydrolase activity; aminopeptidase activity
Source: RefSeq, a predicted model, not a curated record